This is a messenger RNA of Suillus subaureus, 375 nucleotides long. RefSeq lists its product as uncharacterized. NCBI's taxonomy places the organism in Eukaryota, Fungi, Basidiomycota, Agaricomycetes, Boletales, Suillaceae. The coding region runs from base 1 to 375 and encodes 124 amino acids. The transcript is spliced from 4 exons. The record is from RefSeq and is a predicted model, not a curated record.
AUGAAGAUGAUCCUGCUGAGGUCCCAGGUGGUGUGGAUGCAGGCCUGGUACAUCAUCACGGAAGCGCAUCAGUGCAAGCGCAUAUGCAACCUUGAAUCUCGAUGGGUCAUGAUGUCUGAUUCGAACAUUCUGAUCAGGACCAGAUGUCCUUGGGUACUCCCCAGUGAGCACAGACCUUCAAGUAGUCGAGGUGCAAUUGCUGGGGGUGCUGCGAUGGCACAUGAUGGGGAGGUGCAUGCUGGAGAGGCAAAUGCUGGGGAGGUGCAUGGUGGAGAGGCAAGUGCUGGGGAGGUGUGUGCUGGAGAGGCAAGUGCUGGGGAUGCGCAUGCUGGGGAGGCAGUAAGGAAGGUAUACAUGUGGGACAGCACAUGUUGA